CGCCCUUCUUUCCCCCGCACCGUGACACCUCCGGCAGCGGGACCUUCGCCGGGAGACGGGGGGGAGCCGCGGGGCGCCCCGGGACACGCGGCUGCAUCCAGAGCUUGGCCCCAGGUGAAUGUAAGCUGAAUGUAGAGAAGAAUUCCAAAUAAGCUGGACUGAUGUGCCCAGAGAAGGAAUGAAGUAUGGAUGUGAAGGAACGUAGGCCUUAUUGUUCCCUGACAAAGAGCAGACGGGACAAGGAGCGGCGCUAUACAAAUUCUUCUGCGGAAAAUGAGGAGUGCCGAGUGCCUACACAGAAGUCUUACAGCUCCAGUGAAACCCUGAAAGCUUUUGAUCAUGAUUCCUCUAGGUUGCUGUAUGGAAACCGGGUAAAAGACUUGGUCCACAGAGAAGCAGAUGAGUAUACCAGACAAGGACAGAAUUUUACCCUAAGGCAGUUAGGAGUUUGUGAACCAGCAACUCGUCGAGGACUGGCAUUUUGUGCGGAAAUGGGGCUCCCCCACAGAGGUUACUCUAUCAGUGCAGGGUCAGAUGCUGAUACUGAAAAUGAAGGAGUGAUGUCUCCAGAGCAUGCCAUGAGACUUUGGGGCAGGGGGGUCAAAUCAGGGCGCAGUUCCUGUCUCUCGAGCCGUUCCAACUCAGCCCUCACUCUGACUGAUACCGAACAUGAAAACAAGUCCGACAGUGAAAAUGGUCCUCCCAUGCCAUCCUCCUCAUCUAGUCCAUCAGUUACUGAACACUUACACUCCCCUUCUCCAUCACCCAAUCUCCAUGACAACCAGAGGUGGUUAUUAAGUAAUAAUGGCAGCCAGCCAGUUCAGGACUCUGAUACAGAUGAGGACUAUACUGCCAGCUCAUAUCUAGUACAGACCGGUACUGUUUCAGUGUCUGUCCCAGGUCAUGAACAACCUCCAAAUAACCAAGGCCAGUCGACCCUGCAGCCUUUGCCACCUUCUCACAAGCAACAUUCAGCACAGCAUCACCCAUCCAUCACCUCACUUAACAGAAACUCACUGACAAAUAGGAGGAAUCAGAGUCCGGCCCCGCCGGCUGCUUUGCCCGCCGAGCUGCAAACCACACCUGAGUCAGUCCAGCUGCAGGACAGCUGGGUCCUUGGCAGUAAUGCGCCACUGGAAAGCAGAGAAUUAGGAAAUCAAGCAGUCCUUGCAAAUGGUCAUGACAACCUUAUAGAGAUGGAUGUGUUAUCUCCAACAUAUCACGAUAGCAGUUAUGGGCAUUUCCUAUUCAAAACAGGAACAGGGACCACACCGCUGUUCAGUACUGCAACGCCAGGGUACACAAUGGCAUCCGGCUCCGUUUAUUCCCCUCCUACUCGGCCACUACCUAGGAACACUCUAUCCAGAAGUGCUUUUAAAUUCAAGAAGUCUUCGAAGUACUGUAGCUGGAAAUGUACUGCACUCUGUGCUGUAGGGGUGUCAGUGCUGCUGGCAAUACUGCUGUCCUACUUUAUAGCAAUGCAUCUGUUUGGCCUCAACUGGCAGCUGCAGCAAACUGAAAACGAUACAUUUGAGAAUGGAAAAGUGAAUUCUGAUACUGUGCCAACACAUCCUGUAACAGUACCUGCUGGAGAAAGUGGAAAAUUAGGGGGAUUUGCACAAGAAAACAACACUAUAGAUUCUGGAGAACUUGAUAUAGGCCGAAGAGCGAUACAAGAAGUUCCCCCUGGGAUUUUUUGGAGAUCACAACUCUUCAUUGAUCAGCCACAAUUCCUAAAAUUUAAUAUAUCCCUUCAGAAAGAUGCAUUGAUUGGAGUAUAUGGCCGAAAAGGCUUACCACCUUCACACACUCAGUACGAUUUUGUGGAGCUCCUGGAUGGCAGCCGGCUGAUAGCGAGGGAGCAACGCAACCUGCUGGAGUCAGAGCGAGCGGGGCGGCAGGCGAGGUCUGUCAGUGUCCAUGAGGCAGGUUUUAUCCAGUAUUUGGAUUCUGGCAUCUGGCACCUGGCCUUUUAUAAUGAUGGGAAAAACGCGGAGCAGGUGUCUUUUAAUACCAUAAUUAUAGAGUCUGUGGUGGAAUGCCCCCGAAACUGCCAUGGUAACGGCGAAUGUGUUUCUGGAUCCUGCCAUUGUUUUCCUGGUUUUCUGGGCCCUGAUUGUUCAAGAGCAGCCUGCCCAGUGCUGUGUAGUGGCAAUGGGCAGUACUCCAAAGGACGUUGCCUGUGUUACAGUGGCUGGAAGGGCACGGAGUGUGAUGUGCCUACAACUCAGUGCAUCGAUCCCCAGUGUGGGGGCCGGGGCAUUUGCAUCAUGGGCUCUUGUGCCUGCAACUCUGGAUACAAAGGAGAAAAUUGUGAAGAAGCGGAUUGCUUGGACCCAGCCUGCUCCAGCCAUGGCAUGUGCAUCCAUGGUGAGUGCCACUGCAACCCAGGCUGGGGUGGCAGCAACUGUGAAAUCCUGAAGACAAUGUGCCCUGAUCAGUGUUCUGGCCAUGGCACCUACCUUCAAGAGAGUGGUACUUGCACCUGUGACCCCAAUUGGACAGGCCCAGAUUGCUCCAAUGAAAUCUGUUCGGUGGACUGUGGCACACACGGUGUCUGCAUGGGUGGCACCUGCCGCUGCGAGGAAGGUUGGACGGGCGCCGGCUGCACCCAGAGAGCCUGUCACCCCCGCUGCGCCGAGCACGGCACCUGCAAGGACGGGAAGUGUGAAUGUAGCCAGGGAUGGAAUGGAGAGCACUGCACCAUUGCUCACUAUUUGGAUAAGAUAGUGAAAGAGGGCUGCCCUGGCUUGUGCAACAGCAAUGGGAGGUGCACGCUGGACCAGAACGGCUGGCACUGCGUCUGCCAGCCAGGAUGGAGGGGAGCUGGCUGUGAUGUGGCCAUGGAAACUCUCUGCACUGACAGUAAGGACAAUGAAGGAGAUGGGCUAGCUGACUGCAUGGAUCCUGACUGCUGUUUGCAGAGUUCUUGCCAAAACCAGCCUUAUUGUCGUGGACUACCUGAUCCCCAAGAUAUUAUCAGUCAAAGCCAACAGUCACCCUCUCAGCAAGCUGCCAAAGCAUUUUAUGACCGGAUCAGUUUUCUAAUUGGAGCAGACAGCACUCAUGUCAUACCUGGGGAAAGUCCUUUUAAUAAGAGCCUUGCAUCCGUUAUAAGGGGCCAAGUAUUAACAGCUGACGGAACACCACUCAUAGGAGUCAAUGUUUCCUUUCUGCACUAUCCAGACUAUGGAUAUACAAUCACUCGCCAAGAUGGAAUGUUUGAUUUGGUGGCGAAUGGUGGUGCCUCUCUGACCCUGGUGUUUGAGCGAUCACCUUUCCUGACACAAUAUCACACAGUAUGGAUUCCCUGGAAUGUCUUUUAUGUUAUGGAUACCCUGGUUAUGAAGAAGGAAGAGAAUGACAUUCCCAGUUGUGAUCUAAGUGGAUUUGUAAGGCCAAACCCUGUUAUUGUGUCAUCCCCUUUAUCCACCUUCUUCAAAAUUUCUCCUGAAGAUAGUCCUAUCAUCCCAGAGACACAGGUACUUCAUGAAGAAACAACAAUACCAGGAACUGAUUUGAAGUUAUCAUACUUAAGCUCCAGGGCUCCAGGAUAUAAAUCUGUUCUGAAGAUUACUAUGACCCAAUCUGUUAUACCAUUUAAUUUAAUGAAGGUUCAUCUUAUGGUGGCAGUGGUGGGAAGACUUUUCCAAAAAUGGUUCCCUGCAUCCCCAAAUCUGGCUUACACUUUCAUAUGGGAUAAAACUGAUGCAUACAACCAGAGAGUCUAUGGAUUAUCUGAAGCUGUUGUGUCUGUAGGUUAUGAGUAUGAGUCUUGCUUGGACCUAACCCUCUGGGAAAAGCGGACUGCUAUUUUGCAAGGUUAUGAACUGGAUGCUUCCAACAUGGGUGGCUGGACACUGGAUAAACAUCAUGUAUUGGAUGUUCAGAAUGGAAUCCUCUACAAAGGAAAUGGUGAAAAUCAAUUUAUAUCUCAGCAGCCCCCAGUUGUUAGUAGCAUUAUGGGCAACGGCAGACGGCGCAGCAUCUCCUGUCCAAGUUGUAAUGGUCAAGCUGAUGGUAAUAAAUUACUGGCCCCAGUUGCCUUAGCUUGUGGGAUAGAUGGCAGUCUGUACGUGGGAGAUUUCAACUAUGUUCGGCGGAUAUUCCCAUCUGGAAAUGUAACUAGUGUUCUGGAGCUAAGCAACAACCCAGCUCACAGAUACUACCUCGCAACCGACCCCGUGACAGGAGAUCUGUACGUUUCCGACACAAACACGCGCAGGAUUUAUCGGCCCAAGUCGCUCAUGGGUGCGAAAGACCUGACGAAAAAUGCUGAGGUAAUAGGAGGAACAGGGGAGCAGUGCCUACCCUUUGAUGAGGCAAGGUGUGGUGAUGGAGGCAAGGCGGUGGAGGCAACUCUCAUGAGCCCUAAAGGAAUAGCAAUCGACAAGAACGGGUUAAUCUACUUUGUUGAUGGGACCAUGAUCAGAAAAGUGGAUCAGAAUGGAAUAAUAUCCACUUUGCUUGGCUCAAAUGACCUGACCUCAGCACGACCUCUAACCUGUGAUACCAGCAUGCACAUUAGCCAGGUUCGUCUGGAAUGGCCUACAGAUUUAGCUAUCAACCCCAUGGAUAACUCCAUUUAUGUUCUGGAUAACAACGUGGUUCUGCAGAUCACUGAAAACCGUCAGGUACGCAUUGCUGCGGGAAGGCCGAUGCAUUGCCAGGUUCCUGGAGUGGAGUACACGGUGGGGAAGCACGCUGUACAGACCACACUAGAGUCAGCAACUGCCAUUGCUGUGUCCUACAGUGGCGUCCUCUACAUUACAGAGACUGAUGAAAAAAAAAUUAAUAGGAUAAGGCAGGUCACAACUGAUGGAGAGAUUUCAUUAGUUGCUGGAAUACCUUCUGAGUGCGAUUGCAAAAACGACGUCAACUGUGACUGCUACCAGAAUGGAGAUGGCUAUGCUAAAGAUGCCAAACUUAAUGCCCCUUCUUCCUUAGCUGUGUCUCCAGAUGGCACCCUAUAUAUUGCUGACCUAGGAAAUAUUAGGAUACGGGCUGUGUCAAAGAAUAAACCCUUGUUGACUUCAAUGAACUUUUAUGAAGUUGCUUCUCCAACCGAUCAAGAGCUUUAUAUUUUUGAUGUCAAUGGUACUCACCAGUACACUGUCAGUUUAGUCACCGGAGACUAUCUGUACAACUUUAGCUACAGUAAUGAUAAUGAUAUUACUGCUGUAACAGAUAGCAAUGGAAAUACCCUUCGUAUCAGACGGGAUCCCAACCGGAUGCCGGUAAGAGUCGUCUCUCCUGAUAACCAAGUCAUCUGGCUGACCAUAGGCACUAAUGGGUGUUUGAAAAGCAUGACUGCACAAGGGCAGGAGCUUGUCUUAUUUACCUACCAUGGCAACAGUGGACUUCUGGCAACUAAAAGUGACGAGACUGGAUGGACCACUUUUUUUGACUACGAUAGUGAAGGCCGUCUAACAAAUGUUACAUUCCCAACUGGAGUUGUCACUAACCUUCAUGGGGAAAUGGAAAGGGCUAUUACAGUGGACAUUGAGUCAUCCAGCAGAGAGGAAGAUGUCAGCAUCACUUCCAACUUAUCAUCAAUUGAUUCUUUCUAUACCAUGGUUCAAGAUCAGCUGAGAAAUAGCUACCAGAUUGGUUAUGAUGGCUCACUGAGAAUUCUGUAUGCCAGUGGCCUGGACUCACACUAUCAAACAGAGCCCCACGUGUUGGCUGGCACUGCCAACCCUACAGUGGCAAAGAGGAACAUGACCCUGCCAGGGGAGAAUGGGCAGAACGUGGUGGAAUGGCGAUUCCGGAAAGAGCAAACUCAGGGAAAAGUCAACGUGUUUGGCCGAAAGCUUCGGGUUAAUGGCAGGAACCUCCUUUCAGUUGACUUUGAUCGAACCACAAAGACAGAAAAGAUCUACGAUGACCACCGUAAAUUUCUGCUGAGGAUUGCCUACGACACAUCGGGACACCCCACCCUGUGGCUACCAAGCAGCAAGCUGAUGGCUGUCAAUGUCACCUAUUCAUCUGCAGGCCAAAUAGGCAGUAUACAGCGAGGGACAACUAGUGAAAAAAUAGAGUAUGAUGGACAGGGAAGGAUUGUGUCUAGAGUAUUUGCUGAUGGGAAAACUUGGAGCUACACGUAUUUGGAAAAGUCAAUGGUUCUUCUGCUUCAUAGCCAACGGCAGUAUAUCUUUGAAUAUGAUAUGUUGGAUCGCCUUGCUGCUGUCACCAUGCCCAGUGUUGCUCGUCACACCAUGCAGACUAUCCGCUCCAUCGGCUACUACCGGAAUAUCUACAACCCCCCAGAAAGUAACGCCUCUGUCAUCAUGGACUACAACGAGGAAGGGCAGCUCCUCCAAACUGCUUUCCUGGGGACAAGCCGAAGAGUGUUAUUCAAGUACAGACGGCAGACCAAGCUCUCAGAAAUAUUAUAUGAUACUACAAGAGUUAGCUUUACUUAUGAUGAGACAGCAGGAGUCCUGAAAACAGUAAACCUCCAAAGCGAUGGGUUUAUCUGCACAAUUAGAUACAGGCAAAUCGGGCCGUUGAUUGACAGGCAGAUUUUCCGCUUCAGCGAAGACGGAAUGGUAAAUGCCCGAUUUGACUACAGCUAUGACAAUAGCUUCAGAGUGACCAGCAUGCAAGGUGUCAUCAAUGAAACCCCACUGCCUAUCGAUCUCUACCAGUUUGAUGAUAUAUCUGGCAAAGUUGAACAAUUUGGAAAAUUUGGAGUUAUAUAUUAUGAUAUUAACCAGAUCAUUUCAACAGCUGUAAUGACCUACACUAAGCAUUUUGAUGCACACGGUCGCAUCAAGGAAAUUCAGUAUGAAAUAUUUCGAUCGUUAAUGUAUUGGAUUACAAUUCAGUAUGAUAACAUGGGACGGGUGACAAAAAGAGAAAUUAAAAUCGGGCCAUUUGCCAACACCACGAAAUAUGCUUAUGAGUAUGAUGUAGAUGGUCAGCUCCAGACAGUUUAUCUGAAUGAAAAAAUAAUGUGGCGAUACAACUAUGACCUGAACGGCAACCUCCACUUGCUCAACCCCAGUAGUAGUGCCCGUUUGACACCGCUUCGCUAUGACCUGAGAGACAGAAUAACUCGGCUGGGUGAUGUGCAGUACCGCUUAGAUGAAGAUGGAUUUCUGCGUCAGAGGGGCACUGAAAUCUUUGAGUACAGUUCAAAGGGCCUUCUUACUCGGGUCUAUAGCAAAGGCAGCGGGUGGACAGUGAUUUACCGUUACGAUGGACUUGGACGACGAGUUUCCACUAAAACUAGCCUUGGACAGCAUCUUCAGUUUUUUUAUGCAGACCUUACUUACCCAACCAGGAUCACUCAUGUUUAUAACCAUUCAAGUUCUGAAAUCACAUCUCUCUACUAUGAUCUGCAAGGGCAUCUUUUUGCCAUGGAAAUUAGCAGUGGAGAUGAGUUCUACAUUGCAUCAGACAAUACAGGGACACCACUGGCUGUUUUCAGUAGUAAUGGUCUCAUGCUGAAACAAAUUCAAUAUACUGCAUACGGAGAGAUCUAUUUCGACUCUAACCUUGACUUCCAGCUUGUAAUAGGAUUUCAUGGAGGCUUAUACGACCCACUGACCAAGCUAGUCCACUUCGGAGAAAGAGAUUAUGACAUACUGGCAGGCCGGUGGACAACACCUGAUAUUGAAAUCUGGAAGAGAAUUGGGAAGGAUCCAGCUCCUUUUAAUUUGUACAUGUUUAGAAAUAACAACCCUGCCAGUAAAAUACACGAUGUAAAGGAUUACAUUACAGAUGUUAACAGCUGGCUGGUGACAUUUGGCUUCCACCUGCACAAUGCCAUUCCUGGUUUCCCUGUUCCAAAAUUUGAUUUAACGGAACCUUCUUAUGAACUUGUGAAGAGCCAGCAAUGGGAGGACGUACCACCAAUUUCUGGAGUGCAACAACAAGUGGCAAGACAAGCAAAGGCUUUCCUUUCCCUGGGAAAGAUGGCAGAAGUGCAGGUCAGCAGGCGGAAAUCCGGUGGAGAGAAGUCAUGGCUGUGGUUUGCUACAGUGAAGUCUCUGAUUGGGAAAGGGGUGAUGCUCGCUGUCAAUCAAGGCAAAGUACAAACAAAUGUACUCAACAUUGCGAAUGAGGACUGCAUAAAAGUGGCAGCUGUUCUGAACAACGCCUACUACCUAGAAAACUUGCAUUUCACCGUUGAGGGAAAGGACACGCACUAUUUUAUCAAGACCACCUCCCCCGAGAGUGACCUUGGGACACUGAGGCUGACAAGCGGGCGGAAGGCCCUGGAGAACGGCAUCAACGUCACCGUUUCCCAGUCCACCACUGUGGUGAACGGCAGGACUCGUAGGUUUGCUGAUGUUGAAAUGCAGUAUGGUGCUUUGGCACUUCACGUCCGCUAUGGCAUGACACUUGAUGAGGAAAAGGCUCGAAUACUGGAGCAAGCCAGGCAAAGAGCUCUUUCCAGUGCCUGGGCCAGAGAACAACAGAGAGUAAGAGAUGGAGAGGAAGGCGCCAGGUUGUGGACAGAAGGAGAAAAGAGGCAGUUGUUAAGUGCUGGAAAGGUACAAGGAUACGAUGGGUACUAUGUACUCUCUGUGGAGCAAUAUCCAGAAUUAGCAGACAGCGCUAACAAUAUACAGUUCCUCAGACAAAGUGAGAUAGGAAAGAGGUAACACACUGGCUUAGCUCAGGCUGCCAAAGAGACUGUGUACCAGUGUCUUCUAAAAAGGAGACCAAACUGUUUUGCUGCAUUACUACUUGAGCCUAAGCUUACAUCUUUGCUCAGAUUUUUUUCUGUAGCACAAUCCGAACAGACUCCGUAACAAAAAGAGCGCCUUCCAGAAGAAUGAUACUGCUAAUGACAAAACUUUUUUUUUCUCAAUGACCUUAAAGGUGAUCUGCUUUAAAGAAUAUGUUUACAUAUGCAUAUCGCUGCACUCAAGUUGGACUGAAAAGUAUUUAAAAAAAUAAAAGAAGAAAAAAGAAAAGAAAAAGGCCUACAGAUUUUGCAACAGGCUGUCUGUUCCUUUGAGGCACUGUAUUUAAUUAAGAUACAGACCCAUACAGUGUUUCCAAAUAUUACUGAAUUGUUGACCUUUGCUUACCAGAAGUAGUCUCUUUCUCUCUCUCUUUUUCUCUCUCUUUCUCACUGCAUAGGAUGUGUUAUAUAUCUGUUAAUUUUAAAAUGUGGGGCAAAAAUUACUGUUUAUAGACAACCCGACUGCUUUAAACUGUGCUGCUUUCUAAAAGGACAUUGGCACAAGUGACUUAUGCUACCAUGGGAAUUUAAUAAUGGAUUUUACAAUGCUAACAUGGUUUGCCUGGGGGGGGGGGAAAUGGCAAGUAGAAUCCUUGUUGCAGAUAAGCAAAGGAAACCCUGAUUUUUUUGUAAAUUAUGUGAGACAAGUUGUUUAUGGAUUUUUAUAUGAAUUACAAUUUACUGUACAUCAAAUAUUAGUCUCAGAGGAGUUAAUUUAUGUAAAGUGUUUAAAAAAGUUUAUACUUAAAAAUAAAAUGAUAAAAACA
Calypte anna (Anna's hummingbird) is the source of this 9468-nucleotide messenger RNA. RefSeq names its product teneurin transmembrane protein 3 (gene TENM3). Gene Ontology annotation, biological process: heterophilic cell-cell adhesion; neuron development; signal transduction. The coding region runs from base 186 to 8615 and encodes 2809 amino acids. NCBI's taxonomy places the organism in Eukaryota, Metazoa, Chordata, Aves, Apodiformes, Trochilidae. The transcript is spliced from 31 exons. The record is from RefSeq and is a predicted model, not a curated record. Gene Ontology annotation, cellular component: neuron projection; membrane. Gene Ontology annotation, molecular function: cell adhesion molecule binding; protein heterodimerization activity; protein homodimerization activity.